Echinostoma caproni is the source of this 297-nucleotide messenger RNA. NCBI's taxonomy places the organism in Eukaryota, Metazoa, Platyhelminthes, Trematoda, Plagiorchiida, Echinostomatidae. The record is from the annotation of a GenBank genome assembly.
AUGCGUUUUGCACCUUCAAAGUGUAAAAUGUUACUACAAGACUGGGUUGGUCCAGCACCCAGCCUCACUGUAACUGGGGAAGUAAUAGAGCAGAUGGAUAAGUUUUGUUAUUUGGGCAACUACAUCUCACCCAGUGGACGCAUUACGGAUGAAGUGUCAUCUCGCAAACAGAAGGCUCGGUUGGCAUUUGCCAACUUGAUCCAUCUGUGGCGCCGUCGCGGCAUCCGGUUGUCUGUGGAGGGUCAGGUGUAUGCCGCGACAGUUUGGCCAGUUCUGCUAUACUGUGCAGAAACUUGA